Molecule: messenger RNA, 1245 nt
Organism: Aspergillus wentii DTO 134E9
Lineage: Eukaryota; Fungi; Ascomycota; Eurotiomycetes; Eurotiales; Aspergillaceae
Product: ankyrin repeat domain-containing protein
Exons: 1
Coding region: 88-909 (273 amino acids)
Molecular function (GO): protein binding
Source: RefSeq, a predicted model, not a curated record
AAUGCAUCUAGUCAGCGCAUUAUUUAAAUACUUCAAUCCCCAGUUUGCUUUCCACCAUCUUAUUCUCCUCUAUCAACAUAUCCAUCAAUGCAUAUCCUCGAUUUCCCGCUGGAACUAUUAUUGCAUAUCACCGACUCUCUUGAGAGAGAAAAGGAUGUCCUCGUAUUCGCCUCACUGAACCGACAACUAUACGAUUUGCUCAUCGACUAUCUCUAUCGCCGAAACGCAACGUCUUCCGGCGCUUCGGCGUUAUUUUGGGCAGCACAACAUGGGCAGCAAGGAACUGCCCAACGAGCUCUGGAUAACGGCGCGUCGCUGUCGAUGACUACCAAGAACAGGGUAACACCGCUGCUCUUGGCUUCCAAGGUCGGGCAGCGGCAGAUGGUGGAAUAUCUUUUAAACCUGGACGGAGUCGACGUGAACGCUGCAGAUAAAUUCGGCCAGUCGUCUCUUACCUGGGCUGCAAAGAACGGGUAUGCUGAGAUCGCGAAGCUCCUGCUGACACGCCCGGAGAUCCAACUGGACAUGCCCGACCGGGCCCGAUUACACCCGGGUAACAGCGCCGGCUAUACGCCGCUGUGCUAUGCGGCCAAGAAUGGACAUGCGGAUGUUUUGCAGGUUUUGCUGGAGACGGGUCGGGUGGAUGUCCACUACCGAGAUAGGAAGAGCUGCUUUCCACUGUUUCACGCAGCGGCCAACGGACACGAUGAGGUAGUCGAACGUCUCUUGAAGGUUCCGGGGAUGAAAUUCAAUAUGGACUGUGGUAGCUGUACGCCGUUGAUGAAGGCAGCAGAAGGGGGGCAUGAAAUAGUAGUACAACUGCUGUUGGCAAUGGAUGGGAUCGACAUCGAUGCAUAUGACAGUCAGACGGAGACAGCUCUUGCCUAUGCAGCAGUGGGGGGGGCAUGAAGGAGUUAUCAGAAUCCUACUCGACAAAGGAUGUAGCCCCUAUCUUAACGGCUGUGGCCUUUUCUCUCCACGCUCAACGGUUAUGAAAACGGGCAAUGAGAACAUCAUUCAAAUGCUUAUGGAGGCAGAACAGCGUCCACCAAGGCCUCCCAGGUUUACCUGGCAGACCCGCGAGCAAUGGCGCAAGUUUGGGCUUCGGAAUCGAUCCGGUCUGCAUUGCUGAACACUGGCAUUCCUAUCACAAAUAUAUGAAUUUUAACAUGGCCGCAGCGCUGGAUCUCGGUCGAGUUUCUCCAUAGAUGCCUUUCCAAUAUUAUAUACUUCCUCCAACUGCUU